AUGUCGGAGUUCAAAUGGGGACCCGUAAUUAAGGCUUCAUACGUUCUUGUCCCUUGUGAAGUCCUUGCAGCAGCAUGUGCCUCUGCAGCUCUUCUAGGUGUUAGUCUCAGCAAAACAUUUUCGAUUAUUUUUGGAAUUCUUCUUAUCAUCUUUACUAUUGUUUUUGCAUUUACAGCAUGGAAGACAGCUGAUGAUAAGUUCAUGCGUAUUUGCUCGGCUAUUGCUGCAGUUCUGAUGCCAAUUGCUGCCAUUGGAUGUUUCAUUGUUGAUAAGGAAUUUAUCAAAACCAGUCAUCCCGCUGCUAAGUCUCCACUAUAUAUGUUUAUCGCUGCAGCUCUUUUAAUCGAUUUCACAAUUAAUAUUAUUCAAUUAAUCAACGUUUGCUCAUUUGCUAGCAUUAAAGAUCGCCUUCUUUCGAACAACAGGCAAAUUACGGCACUUUUCGUUCUCAAUCUUGUUCUUGGCCUUGCACUUGGUCUCACAUUCGGAUUACUCGACGUUGAAGAUGAAGACACUAUUGGAUCUAGAAUGGCUAUUGUUACAGGUGUUUUUGCUGCUGUUGGACUUCUUUGUGGUUUUGGCUUUGCAGUUUUUAACGAGAGAGAAACCCAGAAAUUGCAAAAGAUUGGUCUUGAUCCACUCGCUCCUCAAGGUGUUGUUCAGCACUAUGAUGAAAUGUAA
Messenger RNA from Trichomonas vaginalis G3, 681 nucleotides. RefSeq lists its product as uncharacterized. The coding region runs from base 1 to 681 and encodes 226 amino acids. The record is from RefSeq and is a predicted model, not a curated record. NCBI's taxonomy places the organism in Eukaryota, Parabasalia, Trichomonadida, Trichomonadidae. The transcript has a single exon.